AUGAUGGAAGUUGGUCCACUGGGUCUGUAUCUGACCGAGGCAAGUGCUUCUGCACCAGCUGCCAGUGUGGGUAUUGCCACUGCACAUCCCCUCCCAUCGGCCAAUCCCGUCACCGCUCGCGGACUCACAGCGCUUGCGCGGCCACCACCAGUUGUGGGUCCAAAUACCCCAGGACAAUCGGAUGGAACGAGCAAACUCCAGGAUCAAUCAGUACUGCCAGACUGGGCCAUUCCGUUUUCACAUUGGGAUCAGUCUAGUCCGAUCAGCGAAAACCAGAAAGGCUCAAACAAAGUAGGACAAUAA
Messenger RNA from Echinostoma caproni, 303 nucleotides. The record is from the annotation of a GenBank genome assembly. Lineage: Eukaryota; Metazoa; Platyhelminthes; Trematoda; Plagiorchiida; Echinostomatidae.